CGCCCGGUGAGUCACGCGCCGCCGCAGCGAGGGGCUUCAGUUUUGAGCGCGGCCUUAAAGGACGCGGCGUCUCCUGUAACCGCAGCUGCCCGCGCGCGGUGCAGUCGUACUGCUCGUGCGCGGCGUCCCGCAGAACCGCUUCUUCCGCGCCCAGCCGGACGCGCGGGCUCCGCCCGGCCGGCAGGGGGCGCCCUUUGGCGCAGCCUGCGCGACCGCGACCGCCCCGCGCCCGGCGGACAAGAUGGCGGCGCCGCUGAGGGCGGCGAAGUGGCUGCGGCUGGCGGGUGGCGGGCCCGGCCUCGCUCUGACUCGUUCUGCGUUUUUCGCAAGAAAGCGUGUGUAUGAUCAACCGAGCUGGGUUGGAGUCGGCUUGGCUUUCACCACCAGCGCUGCCCUGUGGGCUUUUCUUUUCAAGCAGCAUAAUGAAGAUGUAAUGGAAUAUGAAAGAAGAAAACAAGAGAGGCAACAUAAGUGUACAGGUUGUUCAUAGCUGACCAAACGUUCAAUAAGAAAUAUCAUCAGUUGCGUCCUGUGAAUUAAGGAUACAGCAGACCUGUCGAGAAGUAUUUAAACCCUUAUCUGUUCAUUCAUUUCACAUGCAAAAUUAUAAAAUAAAGCGUGGAAGAAGCUUCUGAAGA
Phasianus colchicus (ring-necked pheasant) is the source of this 638-nucleotide messenger RNA. RefSeq names its product NADH:ubiquinone oxidoreductase subunit C1 (gene NDUFC1). NCBI's taxonomy places the organism in Eukaryota, Metazoa, Chordata, Aves, Galliformes, Phasianidae. The record is from RefSeq and is a predicted model, not a curated record. Gene Ontology annotation, cellular component: respiratory chain complex I; mitochondrion.